AUGCCUUUCAAAGGUUUCGCGCAGCUAGAAAACAUUUGUAAAGCGUCUUCAGAAGUUGCUGCACUUAACUUUACUUAUCAUAAUGCGCGUUUAGCUGCUCUUUUAGAGUCUGGCGGGAGUAAAAAGUCGAUUCGAGAUGCUGCGCCCCACGAAAGAAAAUUGUUUACUUUUGUAGAUGAACUCGGAACAAAGUCUCGACAGGAAUUAGAACAACCUACUCCUUUACGUGGUCCUGGUCCUAUAACUGUGGAUAAACUACUCCGAGCAGCAAACGUGCUAGCUCAGAUUUGUGAUCUUCAGGAUGUAAAGGAAAGGAUUGAAUCUUUGGCACAACAAUAUGAAGAAAUCACUUCCUCAAUCGAUAGUUUGGAAUCCAUCAAGGAAAAGCAAAGAAUAAAUUUUGAAAAACUUAAAUUGGCGGUACAGGCGAGGAGUUCGAAACGGUCAAACGAAUGCAUAGUUAAUUCAAGUGAAGAUGAAUUAAAAACCCAAAAAUACCUAGAAGAAAGGGUCAAAUCAUUAGCACUACAACAUGAAGAGAUCAUAUCUUCAAUCGAAAUAAUUAAUUUGGCCGAGGAUGAAUUUAAAAACCAAAAAAGUCCGGAAGAGUCAUUUUCGGCAUCGGCCCUCAAUCAAGAUCAAGGAAAAUUCAAUGAGUUGGAAUAUGAUAAUGUUAUCAUCAAGGGCAUAAACGAUAUAAUGAUUAAUAAUUGUAUAUUCAAGCACGAUCAAAGGGACACAUCAAUUCCUAUUCCCUCACAACAAACGAUAUUAGGUGCGAUGGUUCUGCAGAUUAUUCGCGAUACGAAUGAGCUUACUCUUAGCGAGCUCAAGAUCAAAAUUGGAGAAUUUUCACGUGAAAUUGGAUUAUCAGAAGACCAAGGUGUCCGUGCUAUUUAUACUCUACUUGCAAAUAAACUCAUAACUAUUGACCGAUCAAAAGGAAGUUAUCAAUCGGUUCGAUCAUUCUAG
Messenger RNA from Funneliformis caledonium, 972 nucleotides. Lineage: Eukaryota; Fungi; Glomeromycota; Glomeromycetes; Glomerales; Glomeraceae. The record is from the annotation of a GenBank genome assembly.